AUGGUGCGCUUGGCUGGGAUCGUUGACCGUUGCGACUGGCUCUGGUUGCGCGAUAUCGUCGUCGAGGUCGAGGCUCUAGAGGCCGAAGAGGUGACCGGCGGCGGCGCAGACGGAUGGAACGUGAAAGGCGCCCGGUUCGGGUUCAGGUUAGUCGAGAGGAGUAGGGUGGAUAAUCGUUGCUGCGAACAGCACGGGGCGUCAGGUCGGCGUCGGAGACCUGUCCGCCUGACGGGUCACGGUCGUGCUUGUGAACUCGGCGUCGCUUGGGUGACGAUGCCGACCGCGGUCAAGACCGAGGCGGAGAGGGCGGCAUGGUGUAAAGGGGCAAUGAGGCUUCGGUGUUGA
Messenger RNA from Pyricularia grisea, 345 nucleotides. RefSeq lists its product as uncharacterized. The transcript has a single exon. The coding region runs from base 1 to 345 and encodes 114 amino acids. The record is from RefSeq and is a predicted model, not a curated record. Lineage: Eukaryota; Fungi; Ascomycota; Sordariomycetes; Magnaporthales; Pyriculariaceae.